Messenger RNA from Cygnus olor (mute swan), 4390 nucleotides. RefSeq names its product ephrin A5 (gene EFNA5). Gene Ontology annotation, cellular component: plasma membrane; external side of plasma membrane. Gene Ontology annotation, molecular function: ephrin receptor binding. Lineage: Eukaryota; Metazoa; Chordata; Aves; Anseriformes; Anatidae. The record is from RefSeq and is a predicted model, not a curated record. The coding region runs from base 824 to 1510 and encodes 228 amino acids. Gene Ontology annotation, biological process: ephrin receptor signaling pathway; regulation of cell-cell adhesion; axon guidance. The transcript has 5 exons.
UUUCUUUUUUUUUUUUUUUUCCUUUUGCCUUUGCUGUUGCUCAGUCCUUGGUGCAUCCACCGCCCAGGAACAGGAAGGACGAGAAAACCACUCCACAAAGUCUCCUUCAAGACACUCUGCGCUGCAGAACAGGCUCCCCAACUCCCAUCAGCGCAGCAAACAAACUCCUCAAGGCUUUUGCUGCCCCUCCACCACCACCACCACCACACACCCUUUUAUUUUAUUUUAUUUUUUAAUUUAUUUUUUUAAUUUUAUUUUUUUUAAUUUCCUCGUUGCUUUUUCAUUCGCGGAGGGCCGGGAAGGAAGACACAAACUUUCCACUCCGAGGUCCUCUGGCGCCCCUCGCCCCUCUCCCAGCCGGCGGCCUUUAAUCCGCCGCCGGGACCCCUCGCGGGCUCCCCCAGCGAGCGGAGCCCCGCGCCCCCCUCUCCCCGUCCCCUCGCUCCGCGGCCGCCCCCGAGCCGCGGGGCCGCUCGCAGGGGGCGGUGGGGCGCGGCGCCGGGGGCCCGGUGUAUGUCGUGCCCCAGCCUCCCGGUGAAUGAGCACCGCCCGCCGCCUGCCGCCGCCGCCCGCCUCGGCCCCCACCUCCCCCUGCCGGGGUGAGGCUGCCUGAGGGUCCCCGCGGGUCGCGCAUCCCCGCCGGCUGCCGAACGGAGCCCAUCGCUUCUCCCUCCUCCUUCCCUCCCGCCAGCCUCCCCCUCUCUGCCCCCUUCAUUUUAUUUUUUAUUGCCACAUUUCCCCCCUUUUUUUUCCUUUUACCAUCCUCCCCACGCUCCCCUGCCUUCCACCCCCCUUCCCCUAAUUUUUUUUUCCGCCGGGCGCGAUGCCGCACGUGGAGAUGCUGCUGCUGGCGGCCGCGGCGCUGUGGGUGUGCGUGCGCGGGCAGGAGCCCGGCGCCAAGGCGGUGGCCGACCGCUACGCCGUCUACUGGAACAGCACCAACCCCAGAUUCCAGCAGGGUGACUACCACAUAGAUGUGUGCAUCAAUGACUACCUGGAUGUGUUCUGCCCUCACUACGAAGAUUCAGUGCCAGAAGAUAAGACCGAACGCUAUGUUCUGUACAUGGUGAACUUCGACGGCUACAGCUCCUGUGAUCACACCUCCAAAGGGUUCAAGAGGUGGGAGUGCAAUCGGCCACACUCCCCGAAUGGACCGCUGAAGUUCUCAGAAAAAUUCCAGCUCUUCACGCCCUUCUCACUAGGAUUUGAGUUCAGGCCAGGCCGGGAGUAUUUCUACAUCUCUUCUGCGAUCCCAGAUAAUGGAAGGAGAUCCUGUCUAAAGCUUAAAGUCUUUGUGCGACCAGCAAACAGCUGUAUGAAAACUAUAGGUGUUCAUGAUCGUGUUUUCGAUGUUAACGACAAAGUAGAAAAUUCAUUAGAACCAGCAGAUGAUACCGUACAUGAGUCAGCCGAGCCAUCCCGUGGUGAGAAUGCGGCACAGACACCGAGGAUACCCAGCCGGCUUUUGGCAACUCUAUUGUUCCUCCUGGCAAUGCUUUUGAUAUUAUAGCACAGUAUGCUCCAGCAACCUGUCGCAGAAAAUAUCAGGGUCUUGGAACAUCAAAGAUCCACCUAACUGCUCAUCCCAAGAAAGGGACUUUAUUGUUUUUGCAGAUGUCAAAUUGUUAUUUUUCCCUUUUCCCUUUUCUUCUCCCUUUUAGCCUGAACUCAGCAAAAAUUUGAAGGGGAUAACUAGCUUCAGCACCCGUCCCUACCUACCCUGUGACUUUCUUAACCCCUCCAUACAAAUAAAAGGACUCCAAAUGAAAAUGCCAAACUAUAAUAGUGACACUAGUGAUUCUUAUUUUCCUCUGCAUUCUCCUUUAAGAAGUCACCUCUGUUAGUUCACUGUGUCAUCCGUGUGUAGACAAGGAAGAGUAGUGGCAGAUGCAGUCAGUGAAGGAUAAAGAAACUGAGUGAAAGCCUGGGAGAGUUUUCUCUCCAAUACAAUAUUUAUGCCUUCUCGUUCAGCACUGUAAGAUGAUCAUGCAAGGCAUCGUGUCACGAUGUCAGGACUGGAGGGGAAGUAUUAAGAACAGAUAUAAUAUAACACCAUUUCCUCCAGGAGUUUCUAAAUGAACAGGCUUCUGAAAGGGGAAGACAUUGUUUCUUACAGACUGUCCUGAAACAUCUUUGAUGGUAAAAUUCUUGCUCACAAGUAGAAACACUGUCUUUGGUGAAAGAAAGGGGUUAGUAUUUAGAAAUGUUAGCACACAGCAGGCAAGGUCAGAUUUAGGAAACUUCACUGGGGGUGUGAGUGCCUCUGUUAUUUCGUUUUAAGGGGAUAAUGCACACCGGCUUAUUUUAUUUUAAAAGAAAUCACCGUGGUGCUACAAUUUUUUUCUUGAAAUGCAGAGGCACUUUUGAGAAUAAAGUGACCUUCCCCAGCGCUGACUUAGUAGCUGAUAGCCUUGGAUGCUGCUCUGGGUGUUAAUACAUGCUAUGAGAGGACAUCAGUGGCCAGAGGAAUCAUGUUUGGGACACAGGAUCUCCAGUGUGCUCUUGAUUUGUCUCUCCUGCAAGUUCCUCAGUCAUGGGAAUAAACCACAAGUAAAAGAAGCCAGGACAGUUUAGUAGCAUUGUUUGGUGAGGGGAAAGAAAAGUGUGGAAUAUGAAUUCAAGUGUUGAUUUUUUAUCUUUUCCCCUUCCAGCACAGUUUGAAGAGUAGAGGAAACGUGUUUAUCAGCCAGAGAUAAACUAGAUGGGCUCCCAAAGACUUAACAAAAUAUUUUUUUAAAAAUCCACUAGAAUAGAAAAUACAUUAUUUAGAUAUACUUUAUGCUGAGAGUGAGUGUAUAUGCUUGUCCUAUUUAAACAUGUGAGAAAAGUGGUAAGCCUUGAUGCAAGUAGGAAAUGGGACUGUCUUGUUUGAUGGAAUUGGGAGUGACCCUGUUUAGGGAAUCUGAGCCUUGGCUAUGGUAGAGCUUGAAAAAGUCAUUUGCCAGGAAGUGCAAGCCUUGGGGUAUUUUUUGUCUAGGCUGCCAUGAAAUUCAAACUGCUAAACAUAAUCAGGGAAAUAUCAAACCAAGACUGAAACAAAACUUUUCUAAACAAAAACUGUGAUAAUUGUUAAAUGCAAAACAAAACAUGGAGCGCAUUCAAACAAAACAUGGGUUUUCUAUAUUAAUUCUGAAGAAAAUCUCUGGCAUAACAAAAUUGAGUGAUACCAACAGCAGACAGUAUUUGGUUGGCUGUUUUUUUCUUUUUUUUUUUUUUCUUUUUUUUUCUUUUUAAUGAUGAAAAGCUUUCCUAAAGUUGUAAGCAGCUCACUAUUCAAUAAAGGAGGAAAAGGAGAAGUCAAUUUAAGAUGUAAAGGGAGGUUUUAUGCAUGCUAAACCACAAUCUGAGCUUGCCUGAUACCAUACAACAAGGUUCUUGUUGCAGGGCCUGUGCUUACAGCAGGAAUGUAGGAAAUUUCCUCUAGUGUGAAGUGCACACAAAAAAGAUACACAGUCUAAACAGUGAGGGAAGUCAGCCAGCAUCCCAUUACAAUCUAGCUGGUACUUUCCACUCUUUAACAUGGGUGUGCUUGGUACACAGGCUAAUACUUCCUUCAAGUAGGAAUUAAAGAGCUGUGGAUGAGAUGAGCUUAAUCAAAAUGAACCUUAACAAAUGGGUUAUUAACUGAUAAUAUUGCAUGAUAGGUAACCCUAUUAAAUGAUUCAUAACAAUUACAGACAGUUGUACCAGCAGUGCCAAUAUCAUGUGGAAGUGGUGACUUCAUUUUUCAUCCUUUGUCUCUAAAUGAUGUCAGAAUUUGAGAUGUACACUUAUCCACAGCAGCCACUUUCCAGUGGUGUUGCUUCAAGUGCAGUUCAGCCCUUCAGUUUAUCACAGAGCCUUGAUGGGUAGGUGAGGGACAGCACGAAUGGUGCAGCUGCAAGGCAGGUCCCUGUGCUGCCCCGAGUGGCCAGGAGACCACAAGACACUGCCAGUUCGGUACUUGAUGGCAUCAGGCAAUCCCAGUCAUAGAAUUAAGUACUAAUGGGUUUUGUGUUGCAAAGCAAAUCUCUGGAUGCUCUGAAUGCAGAUGUUGGCACCAACUGCAAGGAGAUUUCUGCUCCCCUCCACUCUGCCUGCCCCUUCUCAGGCCUGAGGGACUGAUUCUCCCUCAGCCUGGGUGGCUUGCGUACCCCCAUGGCCUGCACUCCUGGCUGCCAAGGCCACUGCAAUGCAAAGCAGGGAAAAUAGGGAUCAGUGGGUUUAGUGGAUACUGUGUAUCCUUUAAUAGACAAGGUAACAUUUCGUGUUAGUUUAGAAUAUUGUUUUGUACUGUACUUACUUGGAUGGCGAAGGAAAGACAAGUAAAUCUUAAAGCUAUGUUCUUUAAAUUCUGUAUUAUUAGCAACCUCUGUUGUAUAUAGUGUUUGAUAAUAAAGUAUUAAUUUGA